CACUGGUUCGUCAAGUCCUCACCCCCCCCAAAACCCCCCCGAAACAUCCUUCUCCCUUCCCUUGCAUUUCGCAUUUAUCAGUUUCCUCGGCGGUUGCACCCUCUUUAAUCUCCACUUCUCUCUCCCUUGGCUAAAGGCUGAAAGUGAAAGUGAAGUGAACUAAACUAACGUAUUACGACUUUAUACAUAGUACAAGUCUACAAGACAUUUAUUCCUUUCAACUCUGAACCAACUUUCUAACUUCUUGCCCACUUUGCCACUUUUUUCCUUCCACGAUCAACGGAACGGAUACCAGAUAGUUGGGUUUAGUUAGUUCGCGGGUCUUCCUUUUCCCUUUUUUAAACCCAUCGAAUCGAAUCGCGGAUUUACUAUAAUAGAAAGGGGACCCAAAUCUUUUGAAACGCAGAUAAAUCUUUUGGUUAGGCGACAUUGGUAGUAAAUGGCAUCGUCGCUCAGAAUCCGACCGUGUUGAUAAGGAUUCAAACUCAAUCCAUUUCCGGCCACAAAGUCGAGACAUUUUUGCCAACUCGACCCUUUUGCCAAUGAACUCCCUCACUUGACGACUGACGAUUAAUCGGCCACUUCCGAAAUACGCCUUGAACGACGACUUUCACUUCUGCGAUAAUGGUCGCUAUCAAUGAGGCCUUGGCGGGCGGCGCCCAUUUUGUCGCAAGGGCCAUUGAGUAUCAGAUUCGACAGGCGUCGUCGUUAAACCCAACGGAUAGUGCGACGCCAUCUCCAACCUCCUUACCUUCUGCGUCCGACACUUCCCUUCCAUCCGCGACAUCUACAGCCUUGUCGCCAGAUCCAACUGCUGGAAACUCCAACAACAAUGACAACAAUAAUCAGGGCGCUUCUAGUUCUCCCCUGCUAUUUUUUGUGGCUUUGGGGUUCGGUGUCGUUUUCACUAACUUAUGGAUUAUCGUUGGUGUGAAAUACUGCUUUCGUUAUAAUGCUCGCAACCGGCAGUUGCGGGGAUUGGACGAGAAUGGAGAGCCUAUCAACCUCGAAAACAUGCCUGCUCGACCACAUCGACGACGCCGUGAAAAGAAAUUAAUGACGAUGGAUGAAGUCAAUGAGAAAUUCCCCAUGAUGAAAUAUAAGGCCUGGGUAUCGGCACGCGCACGCGAAGGAUUGCCAACUACUGGAGGAGUUUCUGCGCCCGCUAGCCGUGCUAACAGCGUGCUAAGCGUCGAAGGUAUCGUGCCAGAAAUUACAGCGAAAGAACAAGACCACGUCGAGGAUCGUCAUGACGCCGGCACUGCACCCAAGUCCCCAGACGAAGAGAAGCCUAAUCAGCAAACCACUCCCAGUGAUAAUGCAACUGUUGGCGAUGCACUCGCCCAGCAUGACACCUCGGAUAUUAUAGUGACAAAAUACGAUGAUCAUCGUGCGAGCAUGGACGAAGAUGACGACGACGAGCAAAUUGACGCUGCUCUACCGCCCGAGCUGGUAGGCACACAGGGUGACACGUGCGCAAUCUGUAUCGAUACUCUUGAGGAUGAUGACGAUAUUCGCGGAUUAACUUGUGGCCAUGCCUUUCACGCUGUCUGCAUUGAUCCCUGGUUGACCAACCGAAGAGCUUCUUGUCCUCUCUGCAAAGCAGACUAUUACACUCCCAAGCCCCGCCCGCCUCCUGCGGAUGGCGACCCGACUAGUCCUACAUCUAACAAUGACCCGAAUCGCAACCAUGGUCGUAUGAACAUGCCUAGGACCCCGCAACGUACAUUUACAUCUUGGAGCAACUUCCGUGGGGCCCCGCGUGGCAUGAUUGCGGGUCGUUUCGGAGGUAUGGGUUCAGGCUCGGCAGAACAAGGUCGUCAGCCGCGCAUAUGGGAGCGAAACCGCCCUGAGCGGCACCACCACCAUAAUCGUAAUCCGCAAUCACAGCCAACACCCACUGAAACACCAGCUGAGAAUGCUGGUUUCUUUACGAGGGUUCGCACUCGGUUGCCGCCCCUGAGACUAAACGAAAUCGUGAGGAGAGAUCGCAACACCCGGGCUGUAGAAACGAGCGAUGUGACAGCAUCAGGUGCAAACGGUGGUACGAAUACGACACCAUCCCAGUUGGAAGCGGGGGUACGGCCUGCGGCCAACUAAGGUUUUUAGUCUCCAUAGACAUCGGCUUUAAUCAGACGAAUAUAUAAAACUUUUCAUUACCCAUGACAUCUUCGACCAUAUUCAUGAGCCCAACAUACCCCAAGUGUAUGUGUUCUAGCCCUUUUCCCUUCUCUAUAAUUUCUCUCGGCUACGCCUGAUCGACGGGUCCUGAAUCACCUGGCCUCCGUUGACGCUUGCGAAGCUGAUACACAAGUGGGAAAAUGGACUCGAUUGUACGGAAGACUGAGAGCAUGAGAUUGGCCUAGGGUGGCUUGAUCUACGUAUGAAGGAGUUGAUGAGAGAGGAAGGGGGUUGGGGGGUUUAAUCACCUGUAGUUACCUUUUACCAUCACAUCUUUUUUUUUUUCGGGUUUCUUUUUAUUACCUGCCUAAUGAUUAUGUAUGGUAUGGUGGCCCUGAACGAGAAUAAGAGGAAGAAAAUUUCUUGAGAGCAGGGUUUAAACCUGAUGGAUGGAUGGGGCGUCGGAUGGAUGCAUAUUUCAAGGAGUUUUAGAGGGAUUUUUUUUAUUAUUCUCGGAGGCAGGCAGGCAGGCAGGCAGGCAGGCAGGCAG
Messenger RNA from Hypoxylon fragiforme, 2671 nucleotides. RefSeq lists its product as uncharacterized. The transcript has 2 exons. Gene Ontology annotation, molecular function: ubiquitin protein ligase activity. The record is from RefSeq and is a predicted model, not a curated record. Gene Ontology annotation, cellular component: cytoplasm. Lineage: Eukaryota; Fungi; Ascomycota; Sordariomycetes; Xylariales; Hypoxylaceae. Gene Ontology annotation, biological process: ubiquitin-dependent protein catabolic process. Bases 625 to 2100 code for a protein of 491 amino acids.